Molecule: messenger RNA, 4999 nt
Organism: Synchiropus splendidus (mandarinfish)
Lineage: Eukaryota; Metazoa; Chordata; Actinopteri; Syngnathiformes; Callionymidae
Gene: cep104
Product: centrosomal protein 104
Exons: 22
Coding region: 159-2924 (921 amino acids)
Cellular component (GO): cilium
Source: RefSeq, a predicted model, not a curated record
GGGCAUUUCAUGGGCUCACAAAAACAAACUUGAAUGUCUGACAUGCUCAUAAAGGUCCCCUGCUGCUCUCACAGUCCAUAUUAUAGGAAAUCUAUAAUGUCCCAAUUCAUUUAUUUUCUACUGUAUAUUAGAAAAGUGUAGUUACAGAGAAAAGAGGGAUGUCCAGAAAGCUUGGAUUUAUUGUGGUCAGUUCUUCAAGUCAUGAAGACAACUUCAGUGCCCAGGAGCUCAUGGUCCAUGCACCAACUGUCAAUGGGUGGAGAUCCUGCAGGCUUUGCUCCUACCCUCAGCACAUCACAUUCCAGCUGGAGAAAAAAAGUCGGAUGAAGAAACUUCAGCUACUGGCCCACCAGUAUCUUAUCCCAGCCAAGGUUGAGUUCCAUGUCGGUGACUUUCUCCCAGAGGUCGGUACGACUGAGCUGCGGCGACUCGGGUAUGUUACCUUGUCCGACAACGAGAAGACGGAUUUUAAAGCUCGGGAGCUGAAGUCUGUUCACGUGGAUGCUGUUGGAACUUACCUGAGACUGACCUUCUACAGGAAUUUUCCCAACCAGCUCAAUCACUACGAUCAGGUUGCCUUGGUUGCCUUCAACAUCUUGGGGGAUUCAUUGGAUGAGGAGAUAUGCAACACUAUUCCAAGUCAAGAACAGCUGAUUGAACACUACCUCAACAGUACACAGCCGGAGGCAGCUCUGGAAACGACCUUCCUGGGAAAAUGUGACUCUAUAUCUCCCCUGGAUGACUUAGCCUUUGACAUGUAUCAGGACCCAGAAGUGGCACGCAUCAUCCGACUUCUGGACCAAAACCGGCAGAACAUGGUCAGCCAGAAGAAAUACGAUGAGGUGAAAAUCAUCAAGCAGGCCAUGGCUGAUCUUCAGAAGGUUGGGGAGCGUUUAGCUCGAUACGAUGUGGAAAAAAAGUGUGCCAUCGAAAAAGAAGACUUUGACCUUGCCAAAACAAUGAAGGAGCAGAUGGAGGCAUAUCGGAAGUCUGUCUACAGGCAGCUUGAGGAGCACAAUCUCUUGGAUUUGGAAUUGAUCAAAAGAGCAGCAGAUCCUUCUUCAGCCUUGACCAAAUGUUCUCCCAGUUGUCCUCCAGCUUUUGUUGUUGGUCAUGACGUGUCAAGAAAGACCAAGAGUUCUGUCGCUCCUCAGAACCAGAUGUUAAACAACGUUCUUCCAAAAAAUGACAAGGAACCCAUCAGAUGUGAGAAUUUAUCUGCAGGUGAUGGUGUCAGUGUACCUUCUGAUCAGCCGCCACAUACAGCUCUUCAGAGGAAAGAAGAGCCUUCUCCAGGUGUCCAGAUCCCUCCAAUGGAGUCUUCACCUCAAGUAGAUGUCCGAAACAGCCUGACCAGUCCAGAUCUAACCGGGGAGCUGGAGCUGCUGACGGAGAAAUCACACAGAGAAGCCAGCCUUGCAAUCCAAAUCUAUGGAGAAGUCCUGGUGGCAGGAGUGUACUCCAAAAUAUGGUCCAACAGGGAGGAAGCACUUCUUGCUGUGCACAACAAGCUCUUGGAAGUUCCCAAUGUAUCUUCCAAGGAGAAAAACAGAGACACAAUAAGGGCCGCUGUUUUCCUGGUGAAGAAAACGCUCCUGGAUAAAGUGUCCUCAGUUUUCCAAAACUCCCUAAACUUGCUUUGGCUCAUUCUGAAUGAUCUCAUCCCGAAUUUGGGUUUGGGACGAGCUGAAGUGGUGCACUGCUUUGAGCAAACGUGGACCAACCUGCUGGCCAGGACUGGCGACUCUGCGCCCCGUAACCGGCUCAAAGCUUCCGCCUUAAUACAGAAAAUCGCUCUGUUGAAGGACGUGCGCAACCUGCAGGUUGUCCCCGUUGAGCUGGUGAUUCCAUUCAAAUCCAACUUCCCCGCGCGCCUGGCUCGAAGUCGCGUAGAGCUUGUGGAAAAGCUCCUUCUUGAAUUGGGAACAGAAAACUCUGGAUUCACUCUAGAUAAUGUCAUGAAGUUCUCCACUGCUGCGCUGGAGCACAGUGCCGCGCCAGUUCGGGAGAUGGCCGUGCGAAUCAUCUUAUCUAUGUACAACAAAUACAAGUGUGCUGUUGUGCGCUACCUUCCUCCUGACAAUUCAGCCAUGAGGAAGAACUUCCUCUACAAAUCCCUGUUUGAUGGCUUUGCCAAGAUAGACGGGAAAAAGGCUGCGAAGAGGGGUGGAGAGAGGCAAAAGCAAGAGAUCCAAAGCCUUCAGGAGCAGCUGGCGGCCCUCAAACUAAUCACUGAGAGAAGCAGUGAAAGUACAAAGGAACAUAAAGCCAAAGAUGAAGAUCAGAAGGUGAAGGUUGAGAAAGAAUCUCAGAAGGCAGUCAGUGCAAAAGUCACAUCAUCGCAGAGUAAGAAGACAACUUCGACCCACCAGCAGUCGACCAGCUAUCUUGAUAAUCUGUGCAUUUUCUGUGGCAAGAAGGACUCGUCCUUCACUGAGGACGGCUUAGAUCUCCACUACUGGAAGCACUGCCCGAUGCUGCGGCGCUGCGACGAAUGUAGACAGGUUGUGGAGAUCGCCAGCUUGACUGAGCACCUGCUGGGUGAGUGUGACAGCAGGUCAAAAUUCAGCCAGUGCCCACGAUGCUCCGAGGCGGUGACAACAGACAGUUUGAGUCGACAUGUCCAGGGUCCCAGCUGUAACCCUUCCAGUUCGGGCAAAGAUUCCAACCACUGUCCUUUGUGUCACAACAACUUCAUGUCUGGAGAGGAGGCCUGGAAGGCUCACCUCAUGGGCGGGGAGGGUUGUAAGCACAACUCACGGAGGACUGCAGUGUCCCAGAGAAGCCAGUCUACACAAGCGAAGGCAGCAGAUCCGCCCAAGCCGAAGCAGUCCUGGCCAGUCGGAACCAGAGGCCGAGCCAGGCAGAGUCGGAUCCCAGCUCUCACCCCUCAAGCCCGAGGACCCACCCCGGGACAGCCGUGAAGAUGCUCCAGUCACUUUGUGAGGUGACCUCGCUCGCUGUGGUGUGAGGAGACACGAAGCCCCUCGCAGACAGACGAGGACCUCGAGUGUCUGCCUCAGCUUCGUGACUCCCACUCGUGCCACACCCCGCUUUCUAGGCUCUUCUAGCAGUGUUUAAACAUCCAAACAGAAAAACACAAAACUAUCCUGAUCACUACUUCACACUCAACAUAUUUAAUGUCUGAGACAGCAUAUUCUGCGAAUAUUUAUAUAUAUAUCCAGUUUCAAUUUUAUGCCAGAUUCCAAGUUACCUCUGUCCUACAUGACCUCUGUGUAUAUCGGCUUUACCCGCACACUCACCUGAACUGCAUACACACAGCCCUCUGGAAACACAUCCUGCGUCAUCACUCAUCUGGACUUGCUGAUUCCAUCUUUGUCAUGGAUGUAUAUAACUCACUUUACACGCUUGGACAACAUGGUUCCGUGGGCCAAAGUGAAACAUAAAUCGGUGGACUGAGCACAAUAAAAUACUUGCUCUGUGAUCGUGCAGAACUUGCGGGACAGGGUAGCUAAUAGUCCAAAGUUAAAGGUAGGUUCCGUUCAAGGUGUUUUUCCUGGUCACUGAGUCAGAAGCAGCUUACAUGUGAGUGGUUCCAUGGCUUUUGCUGACUCACCGUGGAGCAGGUGGACACUUUCCUUCACCCCAAUACUGAGCAAACAAGGAGGACCUCUCCAAGUACCUUUACAUUCUGUCAACUGUGGGCUGUUUUUCAUGCGGGUGGUGAACACCUGCUGUCGUCCUACAUCCUUUCGGAGACUGUUAAAUUCGACAGGGGUUGGACUGCAUAACGUUUGUAUUGAAAUUUGCCAAAGGGGAGAGCGAUCGGUGGCCCUAGUAGCUCCUGGUGUGGGUUUAGUCAAUGGUUUUGUCAGAUGUGAAUCGCCCAACCAGUCGAGCAGGCGCGGGGGCCCAGUGUUUAAUUUUCCGAAUGACUCAUUUCUAGUGUUUGAUGUGACAAAGAGAUGAAACAUUUCACAGGAUGAAUUAUUGAGCUGGAUCGAGCUGCUGUUAUGUUUUAGAUAUUUAUGUGUCUGCAAUUUCUAACAAGCACAGUUUGGCUUCUCCAUCAGUAUUUUCACAAUAAACUCCACUGCAGUAGUGUGUUUUGGUGUCUGCAGACACCGCAGCGUGAUGCUUCCCCUUGUGUUGUUUGAAAUAUGAAAAUAGAAUUUGACUGUAGCGCUGAAAGCACCUUAAUUGAACGCCAAUAGCUGUGAAUUAAAUUCACAUUUUUGGAAGUAUUUCAUGUCGAACUUUAAGUGAAAAAUACUCUUUAUGCCUCUUUGUUCUGAUUCGAUACUAAACCUUCCUUCUUUUUACAUUACAUUUCCAUUUUCUCAUUUCACUGUAACCAAAUGAAGCGUCUGCAGAUGUGGUUCCACUGAAACAAAAGGUCGCAGCGAGUGACAGAAGUCACCUGUGGUUAGCAGCUGCUGCAGCCCACUCCUUUAGCAGGCAGGUGAAAACUGAGACUUCAAAGACUCACAUUUGGGAGUUCUCAUCUCAAACAGGAAGAGGGUCUUGUCAUUGAGCAUGCUAAUUCAGGCCGACAAAUACCCUCCAGGGUUUACACAUCAGCGCGACAUUCAUGCCUAACUCGCGCUGUAUUCACGACUUUUUGGCGGCAGGAAGCACUUUUGUCCAAUGAGUUAUUGACUUGAAAGUGAUGAAAUCUUUCCGUCGUCCAAAAAAAUACACAUUGUUUGUAUUUUUAAAUUCAGCAUUUAUUUUUUAUUUCAGCAUCAACCUCACAGAGGCUGAAUUCAACAUGUCUCAGGGACUUGGGUUCAUAUGAAUUGAUGAAAGUGUAGUACUUGAGUGACAGUUAUUCUGUACUGAUCGUUCUUAUCUAAUGCCAAACAGGCGCCCAGGAAACAACCCCUUCAUCGCUAUUUUAUGAUUGUGGUGUUAUGUGUUUUUAAUCGUUUCUCUUCAGCCCGUCCUCCUGACGUUAGCUUGGCAUGUCCUCUAAAAAACGGUUGCUCAAAGUUCGGAGAUUUCCAAGGAGGAAGCCUUGAAUGGCAGAAGCUCUGGG